This is a messenger RNA of Carassius gibelio (silver crucian carp), 2783 nucleotides long. RefSeq names its product CUB domain-containing protein 1. The record is from RefSeq and is a predicted model, not a curated record. The transcript has 10 exons. The coding region runs from base 146 to 2401 and encodes 751 amino acids. Lineage: Eukaryota; Metazoa; Chordata; Actinopteri; Cypriniformes; Cyprinidae.
CCCAUCCCUGCGGCGUGGAUGAUUAACGUCUGUCGCAAACCGGAAGCCGCUUCUCCUGAAGAACACAGACUGAUAUCUGGUCGAUGGCGCACUCUUACAUCUUUAGCCCACUGUAACAAGUAAGGAGUUUUAAUGUUAGAAAGUCAUGCGAGUUUGGAGGAUCACGUGCUUUUCACUCUUUUUCGGAUGGUUCCUGUCGUCAGUCCCGGAGCUCACAGGUAGUGCAGAGCUCAAUAUUGCUGUUGAAGUGGACACAACCAUACUCAUUAAUAGUGCUCACACAAACACACACUGCAGAGUUUGCAUCAGACAGGACACACAACAGCUGUGCCAGUCCUCUGUGCUCCUCAGAACUGACACGCUUCUGGAUUUCAACUGCUCACAGCCAGAGAAUGUGUUCACCGUACAGAUCAUCAGAGACAAUGUUCUUUAUUUAGACAAGAAACGAAAAUAUCUUUCUGGCCAUGAAAAACGACAAAAGAAAAGGCUGGAAGAAGAGAAUAAGCAAGAAGAUAAAGUGAUGUAUAACAUUGAACCCAAAGAACACGACGCCUUUCAAAAGUUCAAUCGCACCUUCAUCUGGAAUCUGAAGCCGCCAGAUACAAAGACCUUACACUUGAAUUUCAGUAGUACUGGUUUACAGCAGAUUCAGCCCACAGACAGCUGCCCAGACAAACACGUUUACAUGCUCGCAGUGCAGAAUGUCAGCGUUGGACGGUUUUGUUCGAAUGGAACUAUUAGACAAGUCGAUGUGUGUAACAUUGGCAUACUCUCUUUGGAAGUGUCUGGAGGUCGAGCUCUGGACAAGAAGGUUAUCGGUGUGUCAAUGGGACCUCUCAUUAACUCACUGGCUAAUUUCCAUGUUGUUCUCCCAGAGAGGAGUUCAACCCAGGACUUCUUUACCCCAAUCGCUUUUCCUGAAGAUGCAGAGACAACGUGGUGUUUUACCAUUCCCCACACAUACUACACUGAUGUGCACAUUCUGAGCUACACUGUCCCAACAUGCCUCCAACCUGAAAACAUCCCUACAAUGAAGUACACUUGGCAGGGGGAAGAGCCUUUGGUGAAACUGAUGAAUGUAAGCCAGCCGUUGGUAGAGCCUGGCAACUUUAACCUUUCUAUAAAGAACUGCAAAUUAUCCGGGCCACAGCCUCCAUCGCAAGACCUAACGGUGCACUUCCAGAUCUCUGCCAUCAGGAGAAGCAAGGGGCAAUGUGAAGGGGAUCUGCCUGAGAAGCAAGUACUACAGAUACGUGUAAAAAAAAAGGAAAAAACAACCUGUGUGUUGAAACUGGAUUCGGUAAUGAUGGACACAAUCACCAUAGCUUCAGGGAACCAUUUUGUCCUGAACUCAUUUGACUGUCACAAGGAUGAUAUAGAGUUGACUGUCAACCAGACCAUAGAAUGUAAAGAAUGGAGAGACUGUGCCUCCACUCCAUUCCCUCUAACUUUCAGCUACGAUCAGCAGUGUAUUCCGGGAGUUUUGAAGAAGAUCAUCUGGCUCCUUCAAGGCCCGCAGAACAGUGCAGUGGAGCUGCAGACUCCUGCAGGAGAUCUGCGUUACUGUCCGCCCAAAGACAAAUGCAACAGCAUCCUCCUCCUAAAUGUGUCCCAUGUUACCUCUGGCAUCACUCUUGGGCAGUUUUGUCCAAAGGGAACCAUUCAGAAAAUCCAAAUCCGUGAAUCCAUGAUUGCAAUAUCUGCCUCCGUUAUGAGUUCCAAUUACUGGAAUUUGGCAACUAAACCCUUCUUAACCUAUUCAUUUACACAGGACAUAUCAGAGCACUAUAUAUUCACUGUUGCACCAAAAAUGGAUAACCCUACGGUGUUGGCGACCCCAGCCUGGCCGUCUGGCAUGAAAUCGUCUAGCACCGUGUCCUGGAUUGUUAACCUGGAGCCUCAGUUCAAGAGCAAUGUAAAGUUCAGAAAUGUCAGCCAGCCCAAGUGUAAGGAGGUGCACACAAACAUCGCAGUGCAGACCAUUCGAUCUCAAAAGACGCUGUACAGCACCAAAAAAGAUGAGAAGAUUAAUGAUCUCCUGGUUCCAGAAAGUUUUUACCUGAACAUGACUAACUGCAAAUCACCGACAGGAGCCUUCAGGGCGAUGAUGGAGAUCACGCUGCAAAACAGCUCAAAUGUGCUUUUGGGCAUCAUCCUGAGUAUUGUGGGAGUUGUGUUGGUGAUCAUAACAGCUGUGGGGAUCUGUAUUUUUCUCAGGAAAAAGAAGAGGAAUAAGGCUCCCCCAGUAUCUGUCUACAAUCCCAGUGAGCAUACUUUCCUUCCAGGCCUGCAUGGCAUGUCCAAAGCACAGGACGAGGAGGAUCCUCACACUUACAUUUACAUAGAUGAAUCUCUAAUAUAUAGCCAUCUGCUUAAAGAUGAUAAUGAAAAAGAAGAAUAAGAAGAAGCCACUGCAGAUGAGAGUGAUUUGAAGCUGGAUUAUCCACCUCUGAAUAACCCAGCUGUAGCUGAGAGACCAAUCAGAAAAGAUGAAAACCUCGUCACUGAAAGCAAUGCAUUGAUUGACAAUGAUCUCUAUGGUUUAGUUCAGGGACAAUCAACUACAUCUGACUCCACGAAGACUUCUGAAGAGGAGGGGAAGUGAAGCCAGACUCUGUGUGUGAGGGGGAAAGUCCUGAUGAAAUAGAAUGCACUACUGUUAACUAAAGUGUAUUUUUUUGUUUUUAUAUUUAGUAUUUUACAUGUAAACAGGCUGCUAGUUUUAAAGACUGUAUGUAAUUUUUGACAUUAAAACAUCUGUUUAUUUAUUUACACCUUAAAAA